UCUCCAUAUUUAGCCACCUUAACUCACCGGAAAACAAACACACAACAAUGAUGCACAUGACCUUCUACUGGAGCAACAACCUCACUCUAUUCAUCAACUCAUGGGCCACCAACUCAUGGUUCAGUUACUUCCUCACCUUAACAAUAUUAUUCCUCUUCUCCAUCUUCUCUCAGUUUAUGGAGGAUCACCGUCUCCGGCUUCGCCUCCUCACCUCCUCAACCACUGCGGCUGUGGCCAUCGAAAAAGCACCACUGCUUUACUCCAACUUCUUCUCGGGCGGUGGUAGGGGAGCAAGAUUUGUUGGAUCAGUACUCUUUGGGAUAAACUCUGGGAUCAAUUACUUGUUGAUGCUUGCGGUUAUGUCGUUUAAUGGUGGUGUGUUUGUGGCGAUUGUCGUUGGAUUGGCGGUCGGGUAUUGGUUGUUUAGGUGUUCUGAUGAUGAACAAAUCAUGCUUCUUGAUGAUGGUUGUGCUUGUUGUUGAUCUAUUUUGGUGUUGAUUUAUGUUUUGUAUGAAAACAUAGAAUAUGGGAGAUAUGUGUGGGUAUAGAUGUAAUAUAUGCAUGAAUGUAUGGUUUGAUGUUUUAAUGCUUAAUUAUAUUGGUUGGAUCAUGAUUGUCACA
Molecule: messenger RNA, 621 nt
Organism: Helianthus annuus (common sunflower)
Lineage: Eukaryota; Viridiplantae; Streptophyta; Magnoliopsida; Asterales; Asteraceae
Product: copper transporter 5.1
Exons: 1
Coding region: 48-482 (144 amino acids)
Biological process (GO): intracellular copper ion homeostasis; copper ion transmembrane transport
Cellular component (GO): plasma membrane
Molecular function (GO): copper ion transmembrane transporter activity
Source: RefSeq, a predicted model, not a curated record